Messenger RNA from Lucilia sericata (common green bottle fly), 1548 nucleotides. RefSeq names its product probable glucosamine 6-phosphate N-acetyltransferase. The record is from RefSeq and is a predicted model, not a curated record. The transcript has 5 exons. Gene Ontology annotation, molecular function: glucosamine 6-phosphate N-acetyltransferase activity; monosaccharide binding. NCBI's taxonomy places the organism in Eukaryota, Metazoa, Arthropoda, Insecta, Diptera, Calliphoridae. The coding region runs from base 377 to 1021 and encodes 214 amino acids. Gene Ontology annotation, biological process: UDP-N-acetylglucosamine biosynthetic process. Gene Ontology annotation, cellular component: endoplasmic reticulum-Golgi intermediate compartment; Golgi apparatus; endoplasmic reticulum.
AAAUUGUAUAAUUUACUUUCAUUUUUAUUAAUUUUAUUAUAUUAUACCUAUAGCAAAUUAUUCAUUUAACAAUAAAUAGCUAAAAGUUAAAUAAUAUAACGCAGCACAUACAAAAACUAGAAAAUAAACAAACUAUCGCUACAAACAGAAAAUCUAAACCGCCAGCCCUCAGUCUUCCAUUGGUGGUGAUGUUGGCAGAACGUUUACUUGCUUAAACAAGGUGCUGGCUGUAUAACCUAAUAUCCAUAUCAUUAGAAAUCAAAAAAAGUUAAAAAACAAAAAAUUAUUUAUACGUUGAGUUUGUAUUACAAGCUGCAACGUGGAAUUGGAGUUGGUAAAAUAUUUUUUAUCUAAACGAGAAUUGCUGAUAAAAGAAAUGGAAGAAACGUAUCUUUAUGACCCUGAUGUGUUAUUGAAAUUGGAUUUCCAUCAAAGUCCUGCUAAGUUUAAUCCUUUCAUUUCCGCCGCUUGUCCCGGUGAAUCUUGGCUUAAAGUUCGCCCCUUAAAAGAUGGCGACUAUGAUCGUGGUUUCCUGCAGUUGUUGUCGCAGUUGACACAUGUUGGCCCUGUCUCGAGAACACAAUUUUUAACUCGUUUUUCCCAAAUGAAAGCAAGUGGUGACUAUUUUGUGACCGUUAUAGAGGAUACACGUAAAAAUGAAAUAAUUGGCGCUGCAUCUUUAAUUAUAGAACGUAAAUUUAUACACAAUUGUGCUAUACGUGGACGUUUGGAAGAUGUGGUGGUAAAUGAUACCUACCGUGGCAAACAAUUGGGUAAACUCAUUGUGGUAACCGUUUCCCUUUUGGCUCAAUAUUUGGGUUGCUAUAAAAUGUCUUUGGAUUGUAAGGAUAAAUUGAUUAAGUUCUAUGAAACUUUGGGUUAUGUUUUAAUACCCGGCAAUUCAAAUUCAAUGACCAUACGUUAUGAUGAAUCUCCAGUUGUUAAACAGAAUUUAACUGCUUUCAAUGGCGCUGUCAGUGGUGAUGCUUGCCAAACCGUGAGCCUCGAUUUUAACUCUUGACAAUUAGCCGCCAGUACUGCCGCUAAAUCAAAACUUUAAAUUGUUUAAAAUUAUAAACCUAAACAGCUGUAAAUAUAAGUAUGAAAAUUCGUUUUCAAAUGUUUAGAUUGUUAUUACGGCUGUUAUUUUUCCCCAGGAAAGAAACAAGGCCUGUUACUUUAAAUUGAAAAGAACUUUUCUUAUAUUAAUGUUGAAAACAUUAAAAAAAAAUACUAAUUUUAUUUGUUGUUUUUAAUACAAAUAUAAACAAGAAAAGUUCUUUCGAUUUUUAUAGAAUUUUUAUGUUAUAUGUUCUUUUCUGGUGUUUAUAAUUUUCUAAGAAAAACAAUUUUAAGUUCUGAUUUCUCAAAGCUUUGUCAGAAAGAGCAUAUUUUCCAAUAUUCUCUUGGCUUUGAGGGCAGUGCUGGCAAUAGUUGCUUGGCUAGUAGUGUGUAGACUUAGUCAAGUAUUAUUUGCUUUAGUACUUAAUUCCUAUAUUAUUCUAAUUACAUAUUAACAAUAAAUAGUCUUUCCAAAUUAUUUAAAAA